AUGGUAAAUACAUCAACUGUGACUGAAUUUAUCCUUGUAGGAAUUCCAUUUCUCUACGAUCUACAUCAGAUUUUCUUUGUCAUGGGUUUAUUCAUGUACAUCGUAGCCAUCCUGGGGAAUGGAUUUAUCCUCAUCAUUGUGGCCAUUGAGCCAAGACUUCAGACUCCCAUGUACUUCUUCCUGAGCAACCUGGCUUUUUUGGAGAUCUGCUACACCACAACGGUGGUACCCAAGCUACUACAAACGCUUAUAGAAACGCGGACCACAAUUUGUUUCCAUUGCUGCAUGGCCCAGAACUUCUUCUACUUCUCAUUUGGAGGUGCAGAGCUUUUAAUCCUGACCGUGAUGUCCUUUGACCGUUAUUUGGCCAUAUGCAAACCACUCCAGUACCCAAUGAUUAUGAGCAAGAACGUUUGCAUUCAGUUGUCCCUGGCCACUUGGUACACAUCAUUCUUUGUCUUUUUUUGUCAGUGUCUCUUUGUUUGGAGGAUGCCUUUCUGUGCUUCCAAUGUGGUCGAUCAUUUCUUGUGUGAUGGUGCUCCCAUGUUCAGCCUUGCAUGUACUGAUACCUUCCUCAAUGAGCUUCUAGGAUUGCUCACUGCUGUCUUACUUGGUGUUUUGACCUUGAUCUUCACCAUUGUGUCAUAUAUCUACAUCAUCUCCACCAUAAUGCACAUUCCUUCAGCCAAGGGACGCAAGAAGGCCUUCUCCACCUGUACAUCUCACCUGAUUGUGGUGUCUAUAUUGUAUGGAGCACUGAUAGCCAUGUACGUGAGGCCCAAUCUGCAUGCCUCAUCUCAGUUAACCAGGGUACUAGCGGUGGUGAACACGACUGUCACUCCAGUGCUGAAUCCUUUCAUUUACACAAUAAGGAAUGCCGAAGUGAAGGCAGCUGUCAAAAAUGCAAUCUCUAAGAAGAGACAGUUGCUGAAUGAAGAGUUUUUAAAUGUGUCCAAAAAAGCUGGUAAAUAA
Euleptes europaea (tarantolino) is the source of this 972-nucleotide messenger RNA. RefSeq names its product olfactory receptor 6X1-like. Gene Ontology annotation, biological process: G protein-coupled receptor signaling pathway. Lineage: Eukaryota; Metazoa; Chordata; Lepidosauria; Squamata; Sphaerodactylidae. Gene Ontology annotation, molecular function: G protein-coupled receptor activity; olfactory receptor activity. Gene Ontology annotation, cellular component: membrane. The coding region runs from base 1 to 972 and encodes 323 amino acids. The transcript has a single exon. The record is from RefSeq and is a predicted model, not a curated record.